UGCGCCUGACCGGUGUUGGUGUUUGGCAUUUGCUGGCCUCACGUUGAAAAUUGUCAAGAAUAUUUAUUUGACAGCCACAGCGCCUAUAUCACAUAGAAGUUCCGUUUUUCGGUGUUCUGAAGGUUUUGUCUCUAUAUUCAUCUCUAAGAGCUAUUUUAGGCUUAACUCAGAACUUGGCCAAGUACGUUAACGAGUGAGGUAGCCUACCGUCGACAGAGCCCAUGCUGCCACUGGUUAGCCGACCUAGCUAACUUCAACGAAGGUUCAUGUUUCUAUAUUACUUGUCUGACUCUAAUUUUACGCUAAAAUGAAGUGUCACUACGAAGUGCUUGGCGUUAAAAGGGACGCGACAGACGAUGAUUUGAAAAGGGCAUACCGGAAACUAGCUUUGAAGUGGCAUCCAGACAAAAAUUUGGACAACGCAGAGGAUGCAGCGGAGCAGUUCAAGCUAAUCCAGGCGGCCUAUGACGUCCUCGGCGACCCGCAGGAGAAGGCCUGGUAUGACAAUCACCGGGAGGCUCUACUUAAAGGGGGAGUGGAUGGAGACUACCAGGAUGACAGCAUUGACAUCCUCCAGUACUUCACUGUCUCCUGUUAUUCUGGUUAUGGUGAUGAUGAAAAGGGAUUCUAUACGGUUUACAGAACACUGUUUGAAUCCAUCGUAAGGGAGGAGAUGGAGCACAGUAAAGAAGAGGAUGAGGAGGACGAGGAGUUUCCAUCAUUCGGUGACUCCGAGAGUGAUUUUGAUACGGUUGUACAUUUGUUCUAUGCUCACUGGCAGAGUUUCUGCACACGCAAGAACUUUGCUUGGAAGGAGGAGUACGACACGCGGCAGGCCUCCAACCGCUGGGAGAAGCGCGCCAUGGAGAAGGAGAACAAAAAGGUGCGCGACAAAGCCCGCAAAGAGCGCAACGAGAUGGUGCGGCAGCUGGUGGCCUUCGUGCGCAAGCGUGACAAGCGGGUGCAGGCGCACAAGAAGCUGGUGGAGGAGCAGAACGCAGCCAAGGCUAAGAAGGUGGAGGAGCUCCGUCGCAAGCAGAAGCUCAGCCAGGCCAAGCUAGCAGAGGACUACAAAGAGCAGAGCUGGGCCGCUAUGUCCGAGCUGGAGAAAGAGCUCCAGCAAAUGGAGGCGCAGUAUGGCCAGGAGUUUGGAGACACGUCCGAGAGUGAGGACGAGGAGGUGGACGCAGAGGCGCUCAAUGGAGGCGGAGAUGCUGUCCAGAUAGAGGAAAUGGACGAUUUUGAUGACUGCUUAUAUUGUCCAGCCUGCGAUAAAUCUUUCAAAUCAGAUAAAGCGAUGAAAAACCAUGAAAAGUCUAAGAAACACAGAGAGAUGGUGGCGUUGCUAAGGCAACAGCUUGAGGAGGAGGACGAGUCUCUGACCGCAAACUCUGGGGAGAGAGGAGGAAAAGAGGGGGAGAAUGAGGAGGAGGACGAGGAGGAGGACAUUCCCCGGCAGAAGCUGUCCAAGAAGCAGAAGAAGAAGAAGAGACAGCAGAAAAUGUCCCAGCAACCUGUUGAAGAACCAGAGAAGGCCCCCAGUCCGCCCCCAGAGUGUAGCUCUGAACAGCCGCCAGCAGCACAGCCGCCAGCAGCAGCACAGCCGCCAGCAGCACAGCCACCAUCAGCAGCACAUCCACCAGCUGCACAGCCUGGCGCUGCUGAGGACGCUCCUCCACCGUGUGAGGACCAUUCAGAGGAAAUGAGCCCAGAGGGGCUUGAGGCCACAAACAAUAAAAGCUCAAUGAAAACCAAGGCGAAGAAAGGAAAGGACUUCAAGAAGGUCAGCAAGUCUCAAGGGACUCAGGAGGCAGCCCCUGAGAAGGAGCUGAACCUUCGUUGUGUGACCUGUCAGUUUGAGUUCUCAUCCAGGAACAAACUGUUCGACCACUUGAAGACGACAGGACACGCCAGUGCACUCUCCUCUGAUGCCAAUACAGCAGGCAAGAGCAGGAAAGAGAAGAGGAAAAACAGAUAGCUAUGGCUACAUUGACUCGGACUAAAUACUUUUUCAGUUAUGAACACUACCCCCACCACCUUUUUUUGUGGGAGUGGCUCUAUGAGUCGUGAAUGAUGGCUAUCCAAACUUGUUUUAAAUUAAACGUGACUGAAAUGGU
Alosa alosa (allis shad) is the source of this 2117-nucleotide messenger RNA. It is a transcript of the gene dnajc21, whose product is annotated as DnaJ heat shock protein family (Hsp40) member C21. NCBI's taxonomy places the organism in Eukaryota, Metazoa, Chordata, Actinopteri, Clupeiformes, Clupeidae. The coding region runs from base 308 to 1978 and encodes 556 amino acids. The transcript is spliced from 12 exons. The record is from RefSeq and is a predicted model, not a curated record. Gene Ontology annotation, molecular function: nucleic acid binding; zinc ion binding. Gene Ontology annotation, cellular component: cytoplasm.